Messenger RNA from Clupea harengus (Atlantic herring), 1300 nucleotides. RefSeq names its product isoprenylcysteine carboxyl methyltransferase (gene icmt). Lineage: Eukaryota; Metazoa; Chordata; Actinopteri; Clupeiformes; Clupeidae. The record is from RefSeq and is a predicted model, not a curated record. Gene Ontology annotation, biological process: C-terminal protein methylation. Gene Ontology annotation, molecular function: protein C-terminal S-isoprenylcysteine carboxyl O-methyltransferase activity. Gene Ontology annotation, cellular component: endoplasmic reticulum; membrane.
UAAAAACGCGAGACUUCACCGAGAGACAGACCUCAGUUUUCAACAUGGCAGGCAAGAAGUUGGAGCUAGAGGGGAAAAUUUGUAUUAUUUGCUUUUUUUGUGGACUCGGUGUUCUUUUUGUUCCUUUAAUUGCAUCAGUAGCAUCGAAUAUAGACUGGGUUUUCGACUAUUUAACGGGAUUUAAUGGUAAGAUUGCUAGCCUUGUGUAUAUUACAGUAAUCAACGGCUUCCUGCUACUCAUAUACAAGGGACCUCUAUACAAGGUCGCCGUGCGCGCAUGCUUUCUCGGAUUUACCUUUGGAUGUGGGGUAAUAAUAAGUUGUUCAGACACAACAUGGACACACUUUGGAUGGUACAUGUGUUCACUAGCCUUCUUCCACUAUUCGGAGUACUUAGUCACUGCGAUCAUCAACCCACGCAGUCUCUCGCUAGACUCCUUCCUUCUGAAUCACAGUGUGGAAUACACUGUGGCGGCUGUGUCUUCGUGGGUGGAAUUCAUAGUAGAGAAGCUACUAUUUCCAGAUGUUAAACAGCUGGGCUGGCUCAGCGUACUGGGACUGUUUAUGGUUGUGUUGGGCGAAUGCCUGAGGAAGAUGGCCAUGUUCACAGCAGGCUCCAACUUCAACCACAUCGUCCAGAAUGAGAAGUCCCAGAGCCACAUCCUGGUCACCAGUGGUGUCUACGCAUUCUUCAGACACCCGUCCUAUGUAGGCUGGUUCUACUGGAGUAUCGGCACACAGGUGAUGCUGUGCAACCCUGUGUGCAUCAUUGGCUACACGUUAGCCAGCUGGCGCUUCUUCCGGGAACGCAUUGAGGAGGAGGAGAUCUCCCUCAUCCACUUCUUCGGAGAGGACUACAUCCAGUACAAGCGGAAGGUGGCCUCCGGCUUGCCGUUCAUCGGGGGCAUAAGGAUGGGCUCCUAAUGCAUGGACUAGCAGGGCUGGAUGAGAUCCUGGGACAUGCACAUUGUAGGACAUCACUGACAGGCACCGUGAGAGAGCUGGCUGCCCGGUGAUGUUCUGGCUUUGCCCAGGGUUCCCCCCUCCUGGGAUGGGACCUGGGUCACAGCAUAAGGCAACCAGCACGAAAGCGAUUCCCCUCUGGGACAAUGGUCUGCUCGGCGGAGGCCUAAUUCUCCACCACCCCACCCCCGUCAUACCUCUCCCUGUGCACAACACGACACACAACACCGCCUGGACUUAACACCUUCCAAUACAAAGUGUCUUAACACCCAUUUGUGUCAUCACCCCUGGUACUGUACAUGUUAAUCCCCAUCUCUCUCUCUCUCUCUCUCUCUCUC